This is a messenger RNA of Telopea speciosissima, 3906 nucleotides long. Its product is annotated as non-lysosomal glucosylceramidase. Lineage: Eukaryota; Viridiplantae; Streptophyta; Magnoliopsida; Proteales; Proteaceae. The record is from RefSeq and is a predicted model, not a curated record. Gene Ontology annotation, biological process: carbohydrate metabolic process; glucosylceramide catabolic process. Gene Ontology annotation, molecular function: beta-glucosidase activity; glucosylceramidase activity. The coding region runs from base 494 to 3436 and encodes 980 amino acids. The transcript has 18 exons. Gene Ontology annotation, cellular component: membrane.
GGACGAGGUUUUUGGUUAUUGAGUUUCAAUUGGACCGUAGGUUUUCCGUUUUAGUUUGAGCUAGAGGAUACAUUUUGAUGGAGUUAUGGAGGAGAUGGAGUUGAUGAAGAAUUGCUUUCGUUGUGUAAGUUCUAGUUGAUGAAGGAUUCGUUUGUUGAUUUGGAUUAUCGGAGAAGUUUGUUAUUUUUUACGGUUUUGGACGUUAUUGAAUUUCGGAAUCGGAGGGAAGCGUGUUCUCUUUGGGAGGAUUAGAAAGUGAAGAUCUGUACUCUGAAGUAACGCUGAUUUGAAGUUGUCGUAGACCUAUGUUGGUUCAGAAGUGAAGCAAACUUGUGGAAUCUUGCAAAAGUGGAAUCUUGUUUUAUCUGUUUUGGGUUCCUGUGAAGUUUGUUGCCAUCUUGACCACCAGGGACUUGUUAAUUUAUGAUCGUGAGAACUUUUAUUCGAAGAAGUUUUGUUUGUGUAAUCUCUGUGGGAUAGAAUUUGAUUCAACAUGGUUAGCGGAAACCUCUUCAGCUGUAGAAAGCAUUCGUGGCCUCCCGAAGAGUAUGUCAACAAGGCGACCUUGCAAUUGUUGGACUUUGACAGUGCUGCCCCACCAGAAGAAGCAUGGAGGAGGAGACUAAAUAGCCAUGCUAAUAUACUCAAAGAAUUUAGUGUCACAUUUGUGGAGGCAAUAAAGAUGGUAGGGCUCGGCUUUCGUCUUUGGUCAUAUGUCAGAGAAGAGGCUUCUCAGGGAAGGAAAGCACCUAUUGAUCCAUUCACGCGGGAAAGUUGCAAGCCCUCGGCAUCCCAAGGGGUUCCACUUGGGGGUAUGGGGAGUGGUAGCAUAUCAAGAGGUUUUAGAGGGGAGUUCAGGCAAUGGCAAAUUAUUCCUGGUUUACGUGAAGCAUCUCCUGUCAUGGCUAAUCAGUUCUCGAUCUUCAUAUCCCGAGAUCGAGGAAAUAAAACCUAUGCAUCGGUUUUAGCACCUGGACAGCAUGAAGGGCUAGGGAAAUCUUGUGAUAAGGGUAUUUCAUCGUGGGGUUGGAACUUGAGUGGUCAGCAUUCCACAUAUCAUGCACUAUUUCCCAGGGCAUGGACAAUAUAUGAUGGUGAACCAGAUCCAGAAUUGAAGGUUUCCUGUCGUCAAAUAUCACCUUUCAUACCACAUAACUAUCGAGAGAGCAGCCUUCCUACUGCUGUAUUUGUUUACACGUUGGUGAACACUGGGAGAGAAAGGGCAAAAGUCAGCCUUCUCUUAACCUGGGCAAAUUCAAUUGGAGGAAUCUCACAUCUGUCAGGAGAUCAUGUGAACGAACCUUUCAUAGGCGAAGAUGGAGUUUCUGGUGUGCUUCUUCAUCACAAGACCUCAAAAGAUAACCCUCCAGUCACUUUUGCCAUAGCAGCUUGUGAAACUCAGAAUGUGAAUGUGACUGUUUUACCAUGUUUUGGACUCUCUGAUGCGAGUCAAGUCACAGCCAAAGAUAUGUGGGAUACAAUGGUACAGGAUGGGCAUUUUGAUCGGGAAAACUUCAAUGCUGGACCCAGCAUGCCAUCGUCACCUGGAGAGACACUUUGUGCAGCAGUUUCAGCAUCUACAUGGGUAGAACCUCAUGGAAAGUGCACUGUUGCAUUUGCUGUAGCAUGGUCAUCUCCAAAAGUGAAGUUUUUAAAGGGUUCUUCCUAUUACAGGAGGUACACUAAAUACUAUGGCACUUCUGAAAGGUCAGCUCUUGAUAUUGUGCAUGAUGCGCUAAUUAAUUAUAAAUGGUGGGAGGAAGAGAUAGAGAACUGGCAAAAUCCUAUUCUCAGAGACGACAAGCUUCCAGAAUGGUACAAAUUCACAUUGUUUAAUGAGCUUUACUUUCUGGUCGCUGGAGGAACAGUUUGGAUUGAUUCAUCACCAUCACGAGCUACAGACGAUAAAGUGUCCUCAGGUGGUAAUCAGUGCAAAGCCACAAAAAUAGAUCAGGCUGAUAAUAGAGCAACUGUGGCCAGUGUAAACUGCGCUGAAGCUGCUGUUGUUGAGCAUAGUGGCGUUAAUAGUCAUGAUAGUGCUUCUGGAAAUGAAUUACAUGAGGAGAGAUCAGACAAUAGAUCUUCAUGUCAAGAUAUGCCGGUUGCUCCUGUGAAGAGGGAAAAUGGUUUUGCUUAUAUGCAUUUCAAAACCGAUCCAGAUAAUGAUAAUGAAGAUGUAGGUAGAUUUUUGUACUUGGAGGGAGUAGAGUAUAUCAUGUGGUGUACAUACGAUGUCCACUUCUAUGCAUCUUUUGCCCUUCUAAUUCUGUUUCCUAAAAUCGAGCUCAGUAUACAACGUGAGUUUGCAAAAGCAGUCUUAUCUGAGGAUGGAAGAAAAGUUAGGUUUCUGGCAGAGGGCAAUUGUGGAAUUCGUAAGGUGAGGGGAGCUGUUCCCCAUGAUUUGGGACAACAUGACCCAUGGAAUGAAAUGAAUGCAUAUAAUAUUCAUGAUACAAGCAAUUGGAAGGACCUCAACCCAAAGUUUGUUCUUCAGGUUUAUAGGGAUUUUGCUGCAACAGGUGACAUGUCAUUUGGAGUGGAUGUGUGGCCAGCUGUUCGUGCUGCAAUGGAGUACAUGGAACAGUUUGACAGGGACGGCGAUGGUCUCAUUGAGAAUGAUGGAUUCCCUGAUCAAACAUAUGAUACUUGGACAGUUCAUGGCAUUAGUGCUUAUUGUGGUUGCUUGUGGCUUGCGGCGCUCCAAGCUGCUGCUGCAAUGGCUCUUCGUCUUGGUGAUAGGGCCUUUGCUGACAAGUGCAAAAGAAUUUUUUUGAAGGCCAAAUCUGUGUUUGAAGCAAAACUGUGGAAUGGAUCAUAUUUUGACUAUGAUAGUGGGUCAAGUAGCAACAGUAAAUCUAUACAAGCUGAUCAACUUGCAGGGCAAUGGUACACAGCCUCUUCAGGUUUGCCUCCUCUUUUUGAUGAUUUCCAAAUCAAAAGCACCCUCCAUAAAAUAUAUGAUUUCAAUGUUAUGAAAGUUAGAGGAGGGAGGAUAGGUGCUGUAAAUGGAAUGCAUCCAAAUGGAAAGGUGGAUGAAUCUUGCAUGCAGUCACGUGAAAUCUGGACGGGUGUCACCUAUGGUGUGGCAGCUACUAUGAUUCUUGCUGGCAUGGAGGAACAAGCAUUCACAACAGCUGAAGGCAUUUUCACUGCUGGCUGGUCGGAGGAGGGAUAUGGAUACUGGUUCCAAACUCCUGAAGGCUGGACAAUUGGUGGGCACUACCGUUCCUUGAUAUAUAUGAGGCCUCUUGCUAUUUGGGGCAUGCAGUGGGCGCUGUCUGUGCCGAAGGCAAUUCUUGAGGCUCCCAAAAUCAACAUGAUGGACAGAAUCCACAUAUCUCCCCACAGUGCAAGAGCAGCCUACGACUCAGGCGUCAGGAAAGUAGCCCCCAAAGCAAGCUGUUUCAGCAACUCAGUUUUCAACUGUUCAUGCUGAUUGUUAACCAUGAGAAAAUGUGCAGUUGUAGGUAACAUUUAGUAGAGAAAGGUUUGUCUAACCUAUGCUGCUCCCCAAAAGCUUCCAGCAAUAGAAAAUAAAUUGCUGGGGGGAAGGGUUGGGAGGCUAGUCUCUUCAUAAGCCUGUAAUAAAAGGCUAGGUCAUUUACAUCUAGCAUUGUAGAAUAGCUAUGUUUAAAAAUAUUAAAUAUAAACGAGCAUUGUCCAUGUAAACAAUAGUUCAUCAAUAGCCAUCAUUUUUAGGACACCAUUAGCCUAAUCUUAUUUGCCACUGCCAUUUAUAUAGAGGAGUGUCUAAAGCUACCUGGGUUUGACUGUUGGAGGGAAGACGCAAAGACAUAAUUGAACAGAGUAUGUUUUUCCUCCUGUAUAAUUCCAGGUGUAAUGGAGACUGCCAGUUGUGAAAGGAUCAUGGAUAUAAGAAAUACUUUCUUGAGGUUUCUUUUUGUA